Messenger RNA from Chilo suppressalis (striped riceborer), 2415 nucleotides. The record is from the annotation of a GenBank genome assembly. Lineage: Eukaryota; Metazoa; Arthropoda; Insecta; Lepidoptera; Crambidae.
AUGCAUCCUCCGGCGAGGGCGGCCGCCAGACGAUUGCAAGUCGAGAUGCGGCCCGGUUGCGCCCUGUUGCUGGCUGCCUGCUGCCUUUGUGCAGCCACAUUGAACGAAAAUGACUUGAAUCAUGAAUCAGAAACGGAUGACAACCCGUUGGGAAAACCGACACCUGUAUAUGUGAAACCAAAUAACAAGAACGCAAACGACAAGCCAAUUAUUUACAUUGCGGCUAAGAACCAACUUAAGAAAAACAACUAUAGUAUCAUAAAUCCGAAACGAGAGACGUAUGCUAACUCUAUUGCUACAGACAACAAGAAACCUAUCAAUUCCUUUCGAAUUUCUAAUAAUGGAAAUAAUGACUUUGGUAGCACCCCUUCUAAUUAUGAUGCUGAUGCUGAUCGAUCCAUUGGAAUUACAGUAAUACAUAUUACUUCAAAUUAUCAUCUUACAACCAAUAACAAAGGAAAUUUAACCAACCAUGCGUCUAAUGAUGAACACAUAAUAAAUGUAAACGGUAAUGUUACUAACAAUCCAUUCGAAUACCAACUCACAAUCGACGAAGAUGGCAAUGUAACAAAGACGUACAAUAAUUCAGCUGAAGAGGAGGACGAUCCAGGUUACAAAAACAAUAAUAACACAAUUAAAGUAAUCGUUGCUUCAGGCGCAACAGAGUUGAAUAUUAAAAAUCCUAUAUUUAUAAAAGACAGUAUUAAAAUCAAAGAAAUAGAGCCUUUAUUAAAAUAUAACAAUUUUUUUAUGAACUCUACAAUUGAAGAUGAAGAGGAUUUAAAAAAUAUAACUGAAAAAAAAAAUAUGGAGGACGAUGAAUUAAGCACUGUUAAUGAUUUUUAUUUAUCAUCCCACAAGACGACUACUAAUGAAUAUUAUACAUACGAUGAAAACGAUAUAGCCGAUCAAUUGGCUUUUCAACAGUAUAAAGCUGAAACAAAUUUUGUUCCACAAACUGAAAGUGAUAAGUACGCUCAGACGCUAGCGUCCUAUAGAUUCAUGACUUUAGCAAAAGGUACCGAGUGGACAGAUAUAGACGAUGAAACAAAUCAUAACACAGUAUAUCCAAGCCCUAUUACCUCUACAAAUUCGAAAGGAGUAAAUAAUUUUGAAAAAACUGAGUUACCUAAUAACGAAGAAGAUUCUAAUAAUUUGAUAGAUACACAAAGGGAUAAGUUAUUAGAAUUCGUCGCUUUGGACACAUAUCGAACUUUCGAAACCGAGAAGCCUAUAUCUACACCACCAACUUCAAUUGCAGCCAGCUCAGAUUUUAAGUCUGUGACGGAGGAAGAAGCUGUGCCUCAGCCCACUAUGUCAUAUCCGAAACUGGAGCACAGCUACCGGGUCUACAGCGGGUCAAAUUUCAACAUUGGUGCAUUCGAUAAAACCACCAUACCACUAAUGCAAAAGCUGCGAUUCGAGUUCCCUUAUUUCGGUCAUAAUGUGACGAACAUCACGAUAUCCACCGGCGGUUACAUCAUGACGGGGGUAGCAGGGCUAGACUGGUCUGCGGACGGGCAGGGCCUGCAGCCCUUCAUGACCAACUUCGACACCACCAACGUCGACGACUACGCCCUCAUCUUCUACGAUGAACCGGACAGACUAACCGUCAUCUGGGAGAAUAUUCCACUUUACGGAGACGUACAGUCCCGCUUUACGUUCUCUGCUACCAUGUAUGACGAUGGAGACGUCACGUUCUCCUACAAGGAGCUGCCGAUCAGCGCACUGGAACUGCAGGAGAAGAGCUACGACAUGAAGAUCGGGCUCGUGGACUCGUUCCUUAUGAACAAAGACGCUUACUAUGUCAGGCACAAGACCAGUCACACGUACACUCGGCUCUCGUUCGAGGAGGUUGGCGUGGUGAGCAGUUCGGUGCUGGAGCUGCAAGUACAGCCAGCUUGCCCGCAGCACACCACCUGCCAAAGCUGCGUCGAACACUCAAUCAAAUACUCUAACUUCAAGACUCUUGACCUACGUGUGCCUCUACGGAUCCCACACCGGCGACGCAGAGACAACUCGACUCUUAGAGCACUUAGUCGGGCAGCAGAUGAUGCCCAGGCGCAAUUUCCCAACGCAGAACUGGUGUUAUUGGGGGACUUUAACGCCCACCUUGGUUUGUGGUUGGGCUCCUCCAAAACUGACGAUGCAGUGAUCUCUGCCCAUGCAUUCGCUCUCGUGCAUAACUUGACACAACUGGUCGAUCAGCCCCCCAGGAUCCCAGACAUAGCAAGUCAAGCGCCUUCUUUACUAAACCUUCUGCUUAGGACUCAUCCGCAGGAGUAUCGGGUUAUGGUUCGAGCCCCACUGGGUCCAACAGAUCAUUGCCUGAUAUCUGCCAAGGUGCCACAGGUCAAGACCCCUCGACCAUUGGUGGUCAAACGCAGGAUCUGGCACUAUAGCAUAUUGAGAUAG